GUGUGUACGCGCACGCGCACGCGCAUCUCUGCGUGGAAAGCGAAUCGAGAUACAGUAGUGACCCGGAGUGAGCUGGCAGUCUUAUUCCACAUCGACACCGCGUCCGUCCCAUCUGCCGCCGCGAAUGAGCGCACUUGAGGAGUGAAAGACACGCGAUAAGUCAAGAUGGCAUCUGCUCGCAGCCGUGGACACUCUGUGGUCUAGCCUCUUCUGUUCUCCUUCCACCCACGGAGCGCGAGGGGGGACCGAGCGAGCGUGCAAGGCGAUAGUAACUAAGUUGCUCGUUGCUGGCACUGCGCUGCUUCAGAAUAGCAACAAAGGACGAGAGCGCGCAUUCAUGGGACGCGACUUUGACAGCUCUUCGUUUCUCGUCUUAUAACCUUAUUACCUGGCUGCCGGGGACGUUGGGACGUUGCGACUGGAGCGGGAGAUAAUGGCCGAGGCUCCGCUCCCGGACCCGCUGCCGGACUUGGACGUGGCCAUCGACCCGGACUUCGAGCCCCAGAAGCGGCCCCGGUCGUGCACCUGGCCGCUGCCGCGGCCGGACUCGAGCGCGGCCAAGCCGGAGGGCAACGACGCGGACAUCAUCCCCGAGGAGGAGGAUGAUGAAGAGGACGGCGCCGCCGCGACGGCCGGCGGCGUCCGCGGCUCGGGCGCGGCGGCGGAGGACCAGAGCAGCAGCAGCCCUCUCGCCGACGGAGCGCUCUCGUCCCCCGGGCACGAGAGCGGAGGCUCGCCGCUCUCCACGCACUCCCCCACGGCCGCCUCCGGCGCGCUGACGCCCGGCGGCCUCGCCGCGCAGCAGACCCCGAGGAAGGCGUCGUCUCGCCGCAACGCCUGGGGAAACCUGUCGUACGCCGACCUGAUCACCAAAGCCAUCGAGAGCGCGCCGGACAAGCGGCUGACGCUGUCCCAGAUCUACGACUGGAUGGUGAGGUCCAUCCCCUACUUCAAAGACAAAGGCGACAGCAACAGCUCCGCGGGAUGGAAGAACUCCAUCCGGCACAAUCUUUCCCUUCACAGCCGCUUCAUCCGUGUCCAGAACGAGGGAACGGGGAAGAGUUCCUGGUGGAUGAUCAACCCGGAGGGAGGAAAGGGCGGCAAGGCCCCUCGCCGCCGCGCGGUCUCCAUGGACAACAGCAACAAGUACACCAAGUCGGCCCGCGGCCGCGCUGCCAAGAAGAAGGCCGCCCUGCAGGCAGCAGCAGCCGCAGCCGGUGAGGGGGGCGGCGACAGUCCGUCGGGUCUCUCCAAGUGGCCCGGGAGCCCGACGUCGCGCAGCAGCGAGGAGCUGGACACCUGGACGGACUUCCGCUCCCGCACCAAUUCCAACGCCAGCACUCUGAGCGGCCGCCUCUCGCCCAUUCUGGCCAACCCCGAGCUUGACGAGGUGCCGGAUGACGAGCCCCCUCUCUCACCCAUGUUCUACUCCAGCCCCGGCAGAGCGCUGUCUCCCAGCAACCCUCCCAACAAUGGGAAGGCCGUGCCUACCGAGCUACCCCGCCUGGCAGACCUGGCCGGUACAAUGAAUCUGAACGACGGACUCACAGAUGAGCUGAUGGAUGAGUUGCUAGAUAACAUCAACCUGGUGCCAACCACUUCCAGUCAGACUGCUCCAAAUGGUUCCUCAGGGUUCAGUUUUGGGUCCAAAGCCAAUGGGCUGGGCUCACCGUCCUCCUCCACCUCCUCCUCCUCCCCGUCGUCUAACUCUUCGUCUAACAGCGGAGGUAACGGCUACAGUAACUCCAUUUUUGGCUCUCACACAACGGCCUCUCUGCGUCCGUCCCCCAUGCAGACCAUCCAGGAGAACAAGCAGACAUCCUUCUCCAGCAUCAGCAUGUCUCGCUUUGGCAGCCAGACACUACAGGACCUGCUCAACUCGGACAGCCACAGCCACAGCGAUGUCAUGAUGACCCAGUCGGACCCGCUGAUGUCGCAGGCUAGCGCAGCCGCCAUUAUUUCCCAGAACUCUCGCCGUGGCCUCAUGCUCCGCAACGAUCCCAUUAUGACCUUUGGGACCACGGGAGGACUCCAAGGCAACCAAGGCCCAAUGCUGCAAAGUAAUAACCACAACCAGAGCUCCUUGAGAUCUAUAAACGGAGGCCUAAACCUAGCAAAUGACGCUAAUACUGUGGCUAAUGCCAAACAGCAACUCCUGCUCUCACCCUUAGGAGGAAAUGGGUCCUCCAUGCAGAUCGACACCUCCAUCUUCCUGAACGGGACGGUCAGCAGCAGUGGAGGGGUCUGUCAGGACCGUUUUCCAACAGACCUGGAUCUAGACAUGUUCAACGGCAGCCUGGAGUGUGACAUGGACUCCAUCAUCAGGAACGACCUGAUGGACGCGGACGGCCUGGACUUUAACUUUGACUCUCUGGCCAAUAUGAACGGAGUUGGCAACUUCGCGAGCACCAAGCAGACCUCUCAGAGCUGGGUACCCGGCUGAGCGGGUCAGGCCAGGGAGGCGCAGUGCAGGUUUGACCUGUGUAGAAGAUCCCUCACACAACAUCCUUUUUGCCAAACCUGCCAUCAGCACAACGUACAAACAAACCCUGUGUUUACAGAAGAAAACUUCCUCUACAGAGCUUUACCUUUGCUCCCAGACUGGUGAACCGCAAAUGACCCGACAAGACGCUCAAGACGCUGCGCUUGAGCCCUCGAAGCCUCCUGGGAAACAGCAACCCAGACAACAAAACGAAAGCAACGUUAAACAAUCACAGCAAACUCACAAAUCUUAGAAUUAUGCAAUUUUUUCCUUUGACAUUCAUUCUGUUGAUAUCAAAGAGACACUGCGUAUCAGAAGGGGCUUCAACUUGAAUACAAGGACUAAAUAUCUAGCAAAAACAAAAAAACGAGAGUUGUUCCCACUGAAGACUAAUAACAGACAAAAGUGUAAAGACUUGAUGUGGUGUAUAUCUAAUACAGUGGUUUCCUGGGAUGUGGUAUGUUAAAACAAAAAUCCCUCUGUUCUCAGUUAGCAAUUUUAAAUGUUAUGUGAUUUUUCUGUUUUGUUAUAAUUGUUUCUGUAUCAUAAAUGUCUAUACAAAAGGAAUUGGUGUAUUGAUCCAAUGAAAAGAUGGAAAUGGACUUUCUUACUCACUUGGCAGCCAAGUAUAACAUUAAAGUAACAUACAGACACUUUCACGAAUUUGCAAAAUGCAACACCCUCUUAACAAUUUCCGACUCCCCCAGUUUUGUUCUUAUAGACUGCUUAAAUUUGAAUUAUAAAUAGCUAUAAAAUGUGUUUUUCCCUUGUAAAUUCCCCCAAAAAUGAGUAAAUGAAGAAAUUUGUCAUGGACAUUUAUAGUUCAGGGCAGUGGGGAGUUCGAUAGGAAGGCGCUUAGAGCUCGUCUGACUUUAUUCUUACUCUUCUGUUGAGGUUGUUUAUCACAGCAUAUGAUGUAGCCAAAAAGGAAAACCUGUGUCCUAGGGUUGUGACCAUUUCCACACCAUUAACAGGUGCUAUGUAAACAGUGUUGAAUCCUGGCCCGAGAGCAAGCCGUGCAUUUUGAUAGUGUAUUCUUGUGUUGUUCCUACCCACGACCUGCAGAAGCCCAAAGCUGCAGCCACUUGUAGCACAGCAAGAUGGAACUUGUAGACGGCGGGUGAUGGCGGCGGCGGCGGCGGUGGCGGCUGGGGGAAACGGCGGCUUGAGGCUCGUUCCUCCAGAAGCCGCUUGCUUCUCGAGUAAAACAAUAAGCUAUCUGUGUAUAUUGCCAAAUUACUUGAAACAAACAGUAGGAUAUGCUGGCAGCCAAAUCACAGCACAUACAUGCACAUACACACACAUAUUACACACGUACGUAGAUAGAAAAAAAUAAUAAUACCAGGGAUCUGUGUUAAGCUCUGCUGUUUUCUUGUUAGGAGCUUGUGGGGCUUGUUAUGCAUAUAUAGAAUCACUCAGGGGGCAAAAGGGAGGCUUCCCGUCUAAGUAACAUCGAGUCAUAUUAUAAUGGUGUUUUAACAUUUCUUGAUAACGACAGUAAUGUUUUGUGUUUGUGAACUUGUAAUCUGUGAACUUUUGGCUGUCACGAAGACAAGGAAGAAGAAGGAAGAUAAAUGUCCGGAUUAAGACUUUGUGCCGUCUGUUAUUUUUGGUUUUGCUGUCAUAGCGUUUUGUUUCCUCUCGUAGGACUCGUGACACGCAUACACACAUCCCCACAUGGACACGCCUGGUGCUCCUGCAAGUGACUUCCUGUAUCUCCCGAGUACAUGUCAGUGUGUGUGUGUGUGUGUGUGUGUAUUUCUAUUGAAUUUAUCUCCCUCACGGUGCACCCAGCACAGCCAGUUAUAUGCAUGUACGUAUUUAUGCAUUAUGAAUUGUGUGAAAUGCAUAUAUACUUGCUGUAUGUCCUUAUAUACUCAUGUAGUACUUGACCCCUGGAUUUUGUGUACCUCCGAAGGUAAAGUCGAAGAAAUAAUGAACAAAGGUGAGCACCAGGGAUGAGGGAACACUGUUACCAGCGAUUUCAUUGUUAAACCAGAUUUCGAAAAUGGUGGAAAGCACCAUUGUUGUAGCAUCUGAAGACCCUGGUACCCUUUCUCUAUCUGGGGUAGCAGCGUGACGCAUAUGCCCCACUGUGUAUAAUAGUGUACAGAUGUGUGUAUACCACUUUGAGGCCAAGGCAGAGGUGUGCGUGUGUGCAUGGGCGACUAGAUUGAUCUACUGUGCUAUGGGAGGUUUAGUGCAUGUAGCUGUAACCAGCCCCUCGCCCUGGAUCCUCCCAAUGGUGCCGUCCCUCUACAGAAAUUGUAACGCAGACAACCCUGUGUCUUUAACACUCACACACACACACUAUGUUUCUAUUUUUUUAAAUCAGGGCUUUCAGAGCAGCAUUUGCACCACCCUCUCGCAUAAUGGCUUCAUUCUAAAAAGUGUGUGUAGACUGUCGCAGACACAGGGGGAGCUUCCUCAGUGGAUGUUCCUCGGCUUCACACGUGAUUUAUUGCAUGUACAGUACAGUAGGUUCACAUCACGGUGCUCGCAGCCAGCGGUUAGGUUAUGACUUUGAUGUGGCGGAAGCAUCACCUGACAACGAGCUGUAACUUCCCACACCUCGUCACCGAUGGUGUGUCGUCACGUUGCUUUUCGACAGGAAUCCGGAGCCGUUGCCUGAACCGCUACACUGACUACACUCUGGAUCUGGAACUUUGGGGUCAUAGGUUACGCUUAGUCACAGUAGAGAGGAGAAUUCACACAACCCCUAGGCGGCCUGCCUCGUUCAGGCAUUGAUUUCUUUUUAUCUCCUGCCCAACACACACACACACCUGCAGAGCAACACAUGCAAUUUUCUAGCUAGGUAAAGCAAAAAAAAUGAAAGAGACACACCGUUAGAAACCUUUAUCACCUCUCAAGUGUCUCCUUUUCAUUCUCUUUUCUUGGACCCGCCCAUUCUUUUUAAGAGGCCCAGGCCAGCUCCCAUCUAUGAACCUUGCCCUUUAUUAUCUUGCUUCUUCUCAAUUUGAUGUUAGUGGGUAUUUUUCCUGUGUAUUCCAUUUUGAAUUGUAAUCUAGUUUGUAUAAGAAAUGGUGCGCAUGUAAAUAAAGCUUGGUAAGGCUUCA
Betta splendens (Siamese fighting fish) is the source of this 5559-nucleotide messenger RNA. RefSeq names its product forkhead box O3b (gene foxo3b). Lineage: Eukaryota; Metazoa; Chordata; Actinopteri; Anabantiformes; Osphronemidae. The transcript has 4 exons. The record is from RefSeq and is a predicted model, not a curated record. Bases 434 to 2443 code for a protein of 669 amino acids. Gene Ontology annotation, cellular component: mitochondrial matrix; nucleus. Gene Ontology annotation, molecular function: RNA polymerase II cis-regulatory region sequence-specific DNA binding; DNA-binding transcription factor activity, RNA polymerase II-specific. Gene Ontology annotation, biological process: regulation of transcription by RNA polymerase II.